AUGUCCGGCUGGGUAGAUUGGUCAAAGACCACGCGGUCCUCCGACUACCGCGGGUCAACCUCCUUCGCAACCUUCAUGAUCAUUGGGCCAACCUGCUUCUUCCUCGGGAUCCUCUUCGCCUCGUUCCCCUACGACUUCCCCCUCCUCUGGACCUCCGCCCCCGUCCCCGAGUCCUUCUACGCCCACCUCGAGACGCACCUCAAGUUCAUGCACCAGUCCCCGCCCCUCAUCGGCCGCCUCCUCAACAUCAUCGUCUUCACCGGCUUCCUCGGCUUCUUCAUCAAGCUCUUCCGCCCCUCCGAGGCAAACGUCCUCUUCGACGGCGCCUCCCUCGUCCUCUACCUCAUCGGCGUCGGCGUCUACAUCACAAACAUCGUAAAGGGCCUGCGCUCCGUCAGCGCCGGCAUCUGGGACGACCCCAACUGGGCCGCCAACAACAACGGCGGCGACGACAACGAGGUCAUCCUCGGCAAGGAGGACAGCCUCAAGGUCCUGGCCGCGAGCAACACCAUCCUCGCGCUCGUCCUCGUCGGCGUCCUGGUGUUGCAGGCCGGGCAGUGGUACGCGGAGCGCAAGGACCGCGAGGACUUUGCCAAGCUCGAGGAGGAGGAGAACAAGAAGGGCGCGUCGUCCAAGAAGAAGCAGUGA
Molecule: messenger RNA, 648 nt
Organism: Colletotrichum aenigma
Lineage: Eukaryota; Fungi; Ascomycota; Sordariomycetes; Glomerellales; Glomerellaceae
Gene: SHR3
Product: Secretory component protein SHR3
Exons: 2
Coding region: 1-648 (215 amino acids)
Biological process (GO): endoplasmic reticulum to Golgi vesicle-mediated transport
Cellular component (GO): endoplasmic reticulum membrane
Source: RefSeq, a predicted model, not a curated record